GCGAAUAUUCCAUCGAGAGGUCUGGUUUGACAGGCGGAAGGGCAGAAAGGCAAGCUUGAUUGCGCAGCACAAAUGACGCGUGCGUGCAUCGCUCUAAAGCACGUGACCUUGCCUGCCCUCUCUUUGCCAGUCAUGCCUGCGAUUCUGCUCCCAGAGUAGCCAAUUCAAGUGCGCAGAAGCUGCUUCAGAUUAUAUCCAAGCAUUCAAGUGCCGAGUGCUCACGAGGCACAUAAUUCAGCUGCGUGGGUUCAGGGUGAGAUGAUUCGUCGAAACGUUGUUUUGAGACAGGGAGAAGAUGUAUCGCACCAGAAAAAGGCCCAGAGGAUCGCUCUCAAACAGUCAAGAAUACGAAGGCCGCCGGUGUCUGCAGCCGCGUCCAGGGCAGAGAUGUCUCGAAACAGUCACAGGGAUAUUGAAAGUAGGAUCGCAUCGUCAGUCAUUUCUUCAAAAAUGAGCCUCGACUCAUUCGCAGAGCCACUCUCGGCAUUUACUAUGCCCCAUGGAAAGCCCAGGAUCGCCGCCUUGCUGAGUGAGGAACGCUUAUCAUUCCCCCGAUGUCAAUUCGGCUGGGGCGGCCUCCCCGCAUCUUUCGCCGCCUCUGUUUUUUUUUAUAUCCGGAGGCGGUUGGUAGGGUCGCAAGCAACCUCGUGGACAGUAGAAAGUUGACCCAUCGCUUGAUACGUUGAUCGGUCGGAUCCUGAGUCUUAGUUUAGUUCCGAUGCUUCUGCGCAGUUUAUUGGCUUGUUUAUUCGCACGUUCUCGAGACCGCUCUCUGGCCCGGCUUCAUCCUUAAAUCCGUAUAUUUUUUUUGCAUCGCAUGUAUCUCUAUUAUAAGUGGUCUAUAUACCUAGCGGACCAAGAGCCAUGUCAGCCCAGUGAAG
Molecule: messenger RNA, 881 nt
Organism: Mycena citricolor
Lineage: Eukaryota; Fungi; Basidiomycota; Agaricomycetes; Agaricales; Mycenaceae
Source: the annotation of a GenBank genome assembly